Messenger RNA from Cheilinus undulatus (humphead wrasse), 1051 nucleotides. It is a transcript of the gene setd9, whose product is annotated as SET domain containing 9. The transcript has 2 exons. NCBI's taxonomy places the organism in Eukaryota, Metazoa, Chordata, Actinopteri, Labriformes, Labridae. Bases 1 to 927 code for a protein of 308 amino acids. The record is from RefSeq and is a predicted model, not a curated record. Gene Ontology annotation, molecular function: protein binding.
AUGAUUACAUAUCCUAAACUUUCAAGCUCAUCACCUCUACAUCAGACCGAAAAGACGUUGCUCCGGAUGUUAAGAAGUGCCUUAAAGAGAAUUCAUGAGAAAUGGAAAUCGUACAGACACAGGUUUGUGCCUUGGGUUGUAUUGAACUUGUCAAAAAAUGAGAAAACUCUGCGGCAGGUGACGGAACGCUCGAAAGACAAACUGGUCCCAGAUGAGGAGGUUUCACAGACUCUCCUGAAGCUCUUCGGGGUCCUGCUCAGGAGUCAAUGGGCAACUCAAGAACAGCUCCGGGCUGCUCAAGCUCACUUUUUAAGGCAUGUAACGCGUCAGGAGGACCGAGGGGAAAGUUUCCCUGUGUGUGGGGUCGAGGCCAUGUUACACUGUUUGGGCUUCUGCGUUGACCGGAAGCCAAGCACUUUGCCCUCUGCAGGAACUGGGGUAUUUGUCACCAAAGGAUUUGUGCCCAAAGGAACCACAGUCGCCAUGUACCCUGGCACGGUCUAUCAAGCAAAUGAGCCAAUUCUCCUCCAGUCCAUCAGAAACCCAUUUGUAUUCAGGUGUAUAGAUGGUAUUUUGAUUGAUGGGAAUGACAAAGGCAUAUCAAAAAUGGUCUUCAAGUCUUGCAGUGGCAGGGAUAGAAUAGGGCCUUUCCCAGUGAGUGACACCAGCUGGCUGACACCUAGUCCACAAAACCCGCUUGCUGUUGGUCAGUAUGUCAACAACUGCUCUAACAAUUGGCCUGCUAAUGUGUGCUACCAGGAGUAUGAUGUACCUGACACAUUUCCCUUGGAGCUCCGGCAGUAUCUUCCAAAUGUCAACUACAGCCAGGAAUCACAAAGGCCUCUACGCUGUGUUGUCCUGGUGUCACUCAGAGACAUUACAGCAGGGGAGGAGCUCUUCUCCAACUACUACACUGUUGUGCAUUAGAGUCAAAUACACCCACUGUCCUAAUUGGGUGUUAGUUGCAAAUAUUUCUACAAUAUUUGCAUUAAAACAAGUCAAAACAAAUCUUUGUGUACAGCCAAUUGCCCUGGAAUAAAGACAACAAAUG